Nematocida major is the source of this 909-nucleotide messenger RNA. RefSeq lists its product as uncharacterized. The record is from RefSeq and is a predicted model, not a curated record. The coding region runs from base 1 to 909 and encodes 302 amino acids. Lineage: Eukaryota; Fungi; Microsporidia. Gene Ontology annotation, biological process: ribosomal large subunit biogenesis. Gene Ontology annotation, cellular component: Noc1p-Noc2p complex; nucleoplasm; nucleolus. The transcript has a single exon.
AUGGCAAAACCAGAAGAACUUUCGCUCUCGGAAAUAGUCCAGAAAAUAGUGGAUCUACAGGAGACCCAGAAGACAGAUAUAGAAAAGGAAACUGACAAACUUAAAUAUCACUUAAUUGGCAGGCAUAAUAAUCACACUACGUUAAAAUCUGAUCUGAACGAGUCAAUGGAUGCAAUUCUCGAGCUGGUGCAGCAGUACAACAGCGAGAAAAAGGCGGAGCGAGAAAGAGUUCUCAAGAAAGUGGUGGCGGUGCGAUUUGAAAUCUUGGUGGACUCCAUUCUGUACCAGGAGAGGCGGCUGAAGGAAGGCCUUAUAAAAAACCGAAAGGAGUACGUGGACCUCACCAAGAAGCUGGUUACGCGGGUUGUGGAGGCGCUUGGAAAAGUUUUGGAGAUUGGAGUGACCGGGACAAUUUACUAUCCGUUUGUUCUCAGAAUGUGCAGGUGCUUGGUAGGCCUGUCCACGGCCACCGGAUACUUCAUACCAGUCACAUACUACCUUCUGUACAUGAUGAAUCAGAUGGUAAAAACAUCGCCUUCGUCGCUGCCUGUGGUGCCUGUGGCAAGCACUGCUGUGAAGGUCCCAGAGAAGUACAUCAACAGCUCGGUCUAUAGGGAGUACGUUAUGACCAACUCGCUGGACUUGAUUGUAGAGUGCCUGAAGCUGCACUCGCAGAGCCUGUCGUUCCCUGAAUAUUCGGCGUACGUGGUGGGCGAGCUCAAGAGAGUGCGCAACUCCCACAACAGAAGCAGCCCGUGGGUGAACAGCAAGGCCGACGCGGUUGUUAAGGCUGUGAGAGACCACGCCGAGCGAAUAGAGAAAAUACGCGAAGGCCUCUCUGUGAUAGAUUCAGCAGCAGUUAGAAGGCUGGAGGAGAACAUCCCAGAGUUCGAGCUGAAUAUAGAAUAA